Blastomyces dermatitidis ER-3 is the source of this 2079-nucleotide messenger RNA. Its product is annotated as protein FYV10. Gene Ontology annotation, cellular component: GID complex; cytoplasm; nucleus. Bases 283 to 1494 code for a protein of 403 amino acids. The transcript has 4 exons. Lineage: Eukaryota; Fungi; Ascomycota; Eurotiomycetes; Onygenales; Ajellomycetaceae. The record is from RefSeq and is a predicted model, not a curated record. Gene Ontology annotation, biological process: proteasome-mediated ubiquitin-dependent protein catabolic process. Gene Ontology annotation, molecular function: protein binding; ubiquitin protein ligase activity.
GCAUUCUGUAAUGCGUAACAUGAACUAGCAAUCGGGGAUAAUCCAGUGACCCAGCUUGCAUGGUCACAUGUCCCGUCCUCACCUGGGCAAGUUCUCCAACAAACGUCAUUCCAUCUCCACCUCCACCUCCGCUGCUGCCACAAUGCAAAACAACAAGCGAUAUCCGAUUUACAGAUAAUAUCCGGCAUCCCAGCAGCUACAGAAGGAGAAACUCUACCCUCUCUAAUUUAACUUCGCCGCAAUCGCCCCACGCCCACGCCCGCGGCCACUUCCCCGCCCCUCAUGGCUGCGGAGCUUACCUCCAUCAAGCUCAACCCAGAGAGCCACCUGCUCCUGGACCAACCUCUCCUCCGCCUCCCUCACGAACUCGCUCGCCGCAACUUCAAAUCUGUCCAACGUAUCGUCGAGCGGGAACGAGACUAUGUCCUCCCAUACCUCAAAGAAACAGCCAACGCCUCCCUCUCCGGCAGCCAAGAUGCCACCCAAACCCUCUCCGCUCUCGACACCAUGAUAAACCGCAUGCAGGGCCUAAAGCGGAAAAUGGAGGCCUUGCAGGACGAGGAGAAGAAGAUCCUGACGCAGUCGCGGAAGCGCAUCCAGCAUCUUGAAGACCUGUAUAAGAUCCCAAGCCUGGCAGAUGUCAAGUAUGAGGAGUGGUCGCGAAUACGGUUGAACCGGCUAUUGGUGGACCAUAUGCUGCGGUCUGGGUAUGUGGAUAGCGCAAGGCAGUUAGCGGCUGAGAAGGGGAUUGAGGACCUGGUGGAUUUGAGCGUGUUUGUGCAGUGUCAGCGGAUUGCGGAGAGUUUGGGGCGAGGAGAGACUAAGGAGGCGUUGACGUGGUGUGGGGAGAAUAAAGUAGGGUUAAAGAAGAUUCAGAGUAAUCUUGAGUUCGAGCUACGAUUACAACAGUACAUUGAGAUGGUGCGGGCGGGUGAUAAAGCUGAAGCGAGACAACAUGCCAAAAGGUACUUGUCACCGCAUAGCGAGACUCAGGCGAAGGAUAUUCGACGUGCAGCUGGUCUCCUCGUGUUCUCCCCUGACACAGAAGCGGCACCUUAUAAGGAUAUGUACUCAUCAUCCCGCUGGCAAUACCUCUCAGACCUCUUUAUCCGAACCCACCACGACCUCCUCGCACUCUCUUCCCGCCCACUUCUCCAGAUAGCCCUGUCGGCGGGCCUCUCCGCGCUCAAGACACCAUCCUGCCAUUCCGCCUACGCAUCUUCUAGCUCCAAUCCCAAUUCCAUAACCACAUCCGUGUGCCCGAUAUGUUCGACUGAAUUAAACGAGCUGGCGCGCCACAUGCCGUACGCGCAUCAUACCAAAAGUUAUGUUGAGAAUGAUCCCAUGGUCUUACCAAAUGGACGUAUCUACGGGCGCCAAAGGUUACUGGAUAUGUGUAAGAAGUCAGGCUUUGUGGCACCGGGGAAGAUCAAGGAUCCGACGACGGGUGAGGAGUUUGACGAGAAGGACAUGAAGAAGGUUUAUAUUUCAUAGCAUUUUUUGAUUUUAUUUAUUCUUUAAGAAUUCUGCUUUUUUUACCCGUCCAUGGCGUUUUAAGGGAGGGAUGGCUGGGAAGGAAUGGGAUUUCCCCUCUAUUUGGAGUUUCACUUAUCGCACAUAUCUCAAUACUAGGCACAUACUUUUAAUAGUUGCUAUCAUUACAUAUUUCUACAUAUAUAUAUAACAUCAUCGAAGUUAUAAUUCCCGCCAUCGCUUCGAAGGCAUAGUCAUUUCCGGAGAUGCUUCACCAAAAAUAAUAUACACCAACAUCAAAACCAUAACGGCCCAAAGAGCUAAACCCGCUUAAUCACUAUCAUCAUCGCUAUUCUCCCCACCUCUCCCCUUACCCCCUUUCUUCCUUUUCUUCCCGCCAGCAGCACCCGCUCCCCCAACUCCCUCAGCCCCUCUCUUCUCAAAAACAUACAUCCUCGCCUCCCUAUCCUCUCCCCUCCACCCACCCCUCCCCGGACCACCAUUCCGCUUCUCGAUCUCUCCAAUCGUACGCGCAUGCGAGUAACCAGGAUAACUAGCCCAGGGAAACCGGAAGCUAGUAACGACACGCAAGCCCGCAUGGCGCGC